This is a messenger RNA of Trichoderma breve, 1578 nucleotides long. Its product is annotated as sugar transporter domain-containing protein. Gene Ontology annotation, molecular function: carbohydrate:proton symporter activity. NCBI's taxonomy places the organism in Eukaryota, Fungi, Ascomycota, Sordariomycetes, Hypocreales, Hypocreaceae. Gene Ontology annotation, cellular component: membrane. Gene Ontology annotation, biological process: carbohydrate transport; transmembrane transport. Bases 1 to 1578 code for a protein of 525 amino acids. The record is from RefSeq and is a predicted model, not a curated record. The transcript has a single exon.
AUGGAUGAAUCCAUCUCUAAGAAACCCGCUUCCGUUAUUGACUCUGCCGGUCAUGAUCUGACCAAGAGUUCUCAGCGGGCAACCUACCGAGAACACAAUCUGACCAUCCGUCAAGCUGUAUCGAAGCACAAGAGCGCUGUCUUGUGGGCUACUUGGUUCAUAAUACCAAACUGUGUCAUUGGCUACGACGCCACAACUCUCGGUACUUUGGUCGGCAUCCCGCAGUUUCGCAAAGACUUUGGUUACGAGUAUCCUGUUGGAUCUGGCGAAUAUGUUCUCGCAGCGUCAUGGACCGCCGCAUACCCAUAUGCACCAAUCAUUGGUUUCCUAUUGGGACCUCUCUGGGCAGGAUGGUGCACCGAUCGUUUCGGACCACGGAAGACACUAUUGGGAAGCACAACUCUAUCCUUGUUCACUCUCUUGAUUCAAAUCUUGGGGAAUAGCGCUGCAGUCAUCUUUGUAGGAGCCGUCAUCACUGGUCUUCUCACUGGCGCUUUCCCUGCCCUUGGGCCAGCAUACAUUUCGGAGAUCCUCCCUGUCCGCCUACGAGGUAUUGGACUGGCAGCCAACAAUUUCGCUCAAGUGGCUGGCUCGUUUAUUGCAAUCGGUAUCUUGACUGGGACGCAAACGAUGAAUGAUAAAUGGGCAUACAAAAUUCCUUUCAUUACUGAAUACGCCUUUCCUCUCAUUUUUAUUCUCGGUGCUUUUUUCGCUCCUGAAACACCUUGGUUUCUAGUGAAAAAGAAGCGAUACGACGAGGCUACAGCUGCUCUCAGAAGCACAGGAUAUACCGAGAAUAUCGAUGAAACCUUGGCUCACAUGAAGGAAACCAUCUUGCUUGAAGAAGAGCGUGAGAGGUCAAUCUCGUACUGGGACUGCUUUAAGGGUACAAACCUUCGACGUACCAUGAUCUGUACUGUGUCCUACAGUGGUCAGUUCUUUUCUGGCAUCAACGUUGCAUCAUCCUUCGCUACGUACUAUUUCCAAGUGGCUGGAAUGUCAGAUUCUCAAGCUUUUCACCUUUCUCUUGGUCUGUUCGCCCUUGGCAUCGUCGGGAACGUUUUGUCAUGGCCGUUGCUGUCAAUCUGGGGCCGAAGGCUAGGCUAUAUCGUGACCUGUGGUAUAACCAUGGUGCUCAUGUUCAUCGUUGGGUUCCUGGACCUUGCUCCAUCUUCUAACAAGGCCGCUCUGUACGCCAAGUCGACUAUGCUUCUUGUCUUCUACUUCGUAUACAACUGCGGACUGGGUCCUCUCGUUUACGCCAUCAUUGCAGAGGUCCCAAGCACAUCGAUCCGUGGCAAAACUCUGGGUGUGGCUGCUUCAGCUGCGCAUAUUUUCUCUCUCGCAAUCACUGCUGGACUUCCUUACGCGAUGAGCGCUACUGAGGCAAACUGGGGUGGCAAGAUUGGGUUUCUGUUUGGUGGGCUGGGUUUUCUUCUGCUCAUAUGGAGCAUCUUCUGCCUACCGGAAACUAAAAACAAGACGUUUGAAGAGCUUGACUUGCUUUUUGAGCACAAAGUUCCCGCCUGGAAGUUUGGUAGUACCGACUUGCUAGGACUUGACGGUGAGCAACCAUAG